AUGGAGGAAAGAACACUCAUAAAUUUAAACUUACCCAUAAAAAUGAAAAAUGAAGUGAAAUUCCCCCAACCAAGAAGCUUCACAACAAUACUAAAACACCAUCUAAAAGAAACCCUAUUCCCAGACGAUCCAUUCCACCAAUUCAAAACAUCUUCAUCUUCUUCAGGAAUCAAAUCCAAAAAAGCAUUGAAAUAUUUCAUACCCAUCUUCGAUUGGUUUCCAAAUUACAACUUCAACUUAUUCAAAUACGAUCUUCUCGCCGGAAUCACCAUUGCUAGCCUCGCCAUUCCACAAGGAAUCAGCUAUGCCAAACUCGCCAACAUUCCCCCUAUCAACGGCCUAUAUUCGAGCUUUAUACCUCCUUUGGUAUAUGCAAUAUUUGGAAGUUCAAAAUACUUGGCGGUGGGAACGGUGGCGGCUUGUUCGUUGUUGAUAUCUUCGAUUAUUGGAGAGAAAGUGUCGCCAAUUGAUGAUCCAACUAUGUACCUUAAUUUGGUCUUCACGGCUACUUUCAUUGCCGGUUUGUUUCAGACCGCCAUGGGUUUUUUAAGGUUGGGGAUUUUGGUGGAUUUCUUGUCUCAUUCUACCAUUAUUGGAUUCAUGGGAGGAACGGCUACUAUUAUCAUCCUUCAACAGCUUAAGGGCGUGUUUGGAGUCACACAUUUCACUACUCAAACUGAUGUUGUUUCGGUUCUUCGUUCACUUAUCAAUCACCGAGAUGAGUGGCGAUGGGAGAGUGCCGUUGUGGGAAUAAUUUUCCUUGCUUUUCUCCAAUUUACGAAAUAUGUGAAACUAAAGAGACCGAAGUUGUUUUGGGUGUCGGCUGUGGCGCCGAUGGUUGUCGUCGUUAUUGGCUGUCUUUUCGCGUAUUUUGCUCAUGCUGAGAAACAUGGCAUUCAAACGGUAGGUCAUUUACAAAGAGGAAUAAACCCUCCCUCUUUUAAACGUUUGAAUUUCGACUCCAAAUAUAUUUCAGCUCCAAUAAAAGCUGGAAUGAUCACGGCAAUGGUGUCUCUAGCCGAAGGGAUAUCCAUUGGUAGAAGUUUUGCCAUAAUGAAGAAUGAACAAGUUGAUGGAAAUAAAGAGAUGGUUGCUUUUGGUUUUAUGAACAUUGUUGGAUCCCUUACUUCAUGUUACUUAACCACAGGCCCGUUUUCGAAGACUGCUGUGAAUUUCAAUGCGGGGUGUAAAACUGCAAUGUCAAACGUAGUAAUGUCGGUUUGCAUGUUGUUGACACUUCUAGUAUUGGCUCCUCUCUUCGGUUACACGCCUUUAGUGGCUCUAUCGGCCAUCAUUAUCUCGGCUAUGCUAGGUCUCAUUGAAUAUGACAAGGCGUAUCAUCUCUUUAAGACGGACAAAUUCGAUUUCCUAAUUUGUAUGGUUGGCUUUUUCGGUGUUUCCUUUAUUACUAUGGACAUCGGUCUAAUGCUUUCGGUGGGACUUGCUAUAGUUAGGUCACUUUUAUACGUGGCUCGACCAGCCGCAUGUAAACUCGGAAAUGUUCCGAACUCAACAUUGUAUCGAGACGUGGAACAAUAUCCAGAGGCAAAAGGAAUCCCGGGAUUCCUAAUCCUUCAAAUCGGUUCGCCUAUUUACUUUGCCAAUUGCGGUUACAUAAGGGAAAGGAUAUUGAGAUGGAUUAGAGAUGAGCAAGCUAUUAGUAACACUCAUGAAGGCCAUCUUGAGCAUAUAUUGCUGGAUUUGGGAGGAGUGACAUCUAUUGAUAUAACUGGAGUUGAGACCAUGGUAGAAAUCAACAAUACUUUGAAAGCAAAAGGGAUUAAGCUGGGCUUGGUGAACCCUAGGCUUGAGGUUCUUGAGAAAUUGAUUGUGGCCAACUUCAUUCAAGAAUUUGGAAGAGAAAAUGUAUUUUUGUCUGUUGAAGAUGCGGUUGAGUCAUAUAAAUUUGCUUUGAGGAGUGUAAAAGAACUCAAUGAUGUAUGAGAUUGAUGACAAUAAAUUGUAAUGAAAAGAUUUGAAAUAAGCUAAU
Impatiens glandulifera is the source of this 1990-nucleotide messenger RNA. RefSeq names its product probable sulfate transporter 3.5. Bases 1 to 1944 code for a protein of 647 amino acids. Gene Ontology annotation, cellular component: membrane. The transcript is spliced from 11 exons. NCBI's taxonomy places the organism in Eukaryota, Viridiplantae, Streptophyta, Magnoliopsida, Ericales, Balsaminaceae. Gene Ontology annotation, biological process: transmembrane transport. The record is from RefSeq and is a predicted model, not a curated record.